AGGGCGCUGCGGACGGUGAGUGUUGGAAACCCAAACCAGUAGAAAGUCAUCGGGAGCGAGAGGAGGGCUGCGCUCUCUCCAAAACAUUACGCACCGCCGGUAACGCACACGACGCGCGUCCGCCUUCUGUUUCCCCAGCCGGUCACCUACCGACGCACCUCUCGGUCCCCGAAGGAGCAGCCGCAGAAGUCCGCGCACACACCGACGAGCAGCCGCGGUCCCAGCCCGCCGUGCUUUGCAUGCUGUGAGCUUUUUUAACCGGGAGAGGAGGAGGAGGAGGACGGAAGUUGUUUUUUGGAGAGCUCCGGGCGCACCGGGACUGAAUGGUUGAGCCCAGCCCUCCAGCGCUGCAUCUCCACGCCGGUGAUGUCAGCAUGGUGGAUAUCGGUGUCAAAGUGGAGCAGGAGGAGUCUGGCGGUGGGGGCGGAGUCAUAACCAGUGCCGAGCCACUUAAAACACCUCCUUCCCACGACUGGUCAGGAAGUCAGCCGGUGGAGGCUCGACAGACGCCACCGGUCGCACGCUCCCCUUCGGAGGGCUCCCCAGGCAAGGAGCUGCCUCACAGGCAAAGCCCCAUGAGACUGGAGGCCAGGGCCCACGAGCGACCCGAGGGACAAUCCAACUUCAACGAAGUAAUGCCUACCAUUGAGAAGCUGUUGAAUACCGACUGGAGGGAGAAACUCCUGGAUAAAAGUGCAGUGGGUGCAGGACAACUGAAAGGUACCCCUGAGUCUCUGGCGGAGAAGGAGCUGCAGCUGCUGCUGAUGAUUAACCAGCUGAGCGGACUGAGGGAGCAGCUGCUGGGAGCUCACUCCGAGCAGAGGAACAUGGCUGCCCUGCUGCUGGAGAAGCAGCAGCAGCAGAUGGAGCUGGCUCGGCAGCAGCAGGAACAGAUCGCCAAGCAGCAGCAGCAGCUGAUCCAGCAGCAGCACAAGAUCAACCUGCUUCAGCAGCAGAUCCAGCAGGUUAACAUGCCCUACGUGAUGAUCCCGGCUUUCCACCCCAACACCCAGCCCCUCUCGGUCACCUCUGACCCCCAGAUGACCUUGCCGCUGCAGCCAAUCCCGUGCAAGCCAGCUGUGGAUUAUCCCAUGCAGCUGCUGCCAAACCCUCACUCCACCCCCGUCAAGAGGAGCAGCUCCUUCCGACAGGAAGCCAGUCAGCCCUUGAACCUGACCUCCAAGCCAAAGGGGCUGGAGCUGGGGAAGACGCCCAGCCCGCAGAGCCUGGAGCUGGGAUCGCUGGCGCUGCAGGGGGUCUACAGGCCCAGAGAGCUGCAGAAGGAGCUGUCCCACAGCCCGCCUCGAUCCGCACUCAGUUUCCUAGGAGACGGUGAUGUGGUCACCCAGGCCAUCCAUGACGCCCAGCAGCUCCUGAGGAGCCACGGCACCGGGGGGCGCGACCGGGAGAGGGAUAGGGAGAGAGAGAGAGACGGCACCGGAAAAGCAGAGUACAAAGACAUUCCUCGCAGUGAGAAGAUUUCUCACUGCGAGCGGGGUGAAGACGGACAGACGCUGCGGUCCACUGAGGACCAUCUCAGCAGCGACUCUGAGGGUACCCUGUCGAUGUCCGGGCCGGGGACCUACGCUGAGGCUCGGCCCCCUCCCUCCUCGGGCCACAUCAAGAGACCCAUGAAUGCCUUCAUGGUCUGGGCCAAGGAUGAGCGCCGGAGGAUCCUGCAGGCCUUCCCCGACAUGCACAACUCCUCCAUCAGCAAGAUACUGGGCUCCAGGUGGAAGGCCAUGUCUAACCAGGAGAAGCAGCCGUACUACGAGGAGCAGGCGAGGCUGAGCAGGCAGCAUCUGGAGCGCUACCCCGACUACAAGUACAAACCCCGGCCCAAGCGGACCUGCAUCGUGGAGGGGCGGAGGCUGAGGGUGGGCGAGUACAAGGCCAUGAUGAAAAGCCGCCGGCAAGAGCAGAGAGCGACGUACACUCACAGCCAAUCAGAGCCCCAGCAGAUUCACUAUGCCCCCAGCGACGGCCAGUACCCGGGCGGCGCCGGCUCCGUGUCCAUGGCUGCCAUGCCGUUUCACCCGGCGCUGCUGGAUUACCUGCCCCAAGUCCAGCCUCCCCCACGCCGACCCGAGAGCCGGGCCACGCCCACCUCCCUGCCCAGAGAGAGAGAGAGAGAGCGAGAGAGGGAGCGGCCUCCGUACAGCGAAGGGGAGGAAAGUGAUGGAGGAGAGAGGAGCGAAGGGGAACUGGUGCUCCUGACAGACUGAGGGGGGAGGAGGGGAGGAAAAGGGGGGUAUAAAUGAGGAAAAUGGAGGUGAUGGGGAUGAACAGAGGGUAGCAGAGGAGAAAGGGUGUGCUUCGCUGACUGACCAGAGAGAAAGGAGGGAAGAAGAAUGGAGGAGAGGGCGAGCGGACGCUGAAUGGGAAAUCUGUCUCUUGCGAGGCAAAAGUGAGGAGAUCUAGGGAUAGAAGAGUCGAACCCAUUCUCUUGUAAAUUAAUACAAUCCCCAAUCUAAACACACACACACACACACACACACACACACAUAUAGCACACACACACAGGCAAGCUCUUGUGUUACUCAUUUCCCCUCAGACAUUUCAUCAGCUGUUUUGUGUCAGAGAUAAUGCCGUGGGUUCAUUCUUUCAGAAAGCCCGACUUCCUGUUUUUCCCCGAAAACAUUUACUUUCGUCAAACGUCGCUUCGUGCUUGAGCGGCACCUUCUGCAAAGUUAUUAGUCCAGAAAACCCUCUGUGUCGUAGAAAACUUACAACUUACAGAAAGUAUAGGGGCGAGAGUGACUGACCACCUUCCCUCUGCUCAGAGAAACAGGCCAGCAGUGGAGAUCCAGGGUGCAAUCAGUGUGCCAGUGCUGCCCCCUGCUGUAAGGUGUGGCAACUACAUCAUGAGGUAGCCCAGUCUGCCUCUGUCUUGUCUUUUUUUUUUUUAACACAAAAUAUCUCACAAAAGUACCCAGGUUGGGUUUGGCAAGGGAUGGUAUUGGCAGUUCUGUAGCCAAAGGUCUGGAUUUUAUCCUUUAUUUAUUUUUAAUUAUAAUAAACAGCAAUAGUCCUGGAAAAAAUCUCCAUACAUUUAUUUUGAGGGCAUAUCUAAAACAAGAAACACACAAAUCCCAUCAGGAAUCUAAUAUGAGAAAUAAUUUAUCACAUUCGCCCAAAAAUGAUAUAUUUUUAGUCGUCAGUCAUUGCUCCAGUCGUCCCCUAGACUUUUAGCUGUUUUUGAAAGUUUUAGUGCCAUAGCCGAAAAGAAACUCCCUGCUUCACCUAACGUUUCUCAAUCAGGCUGGCCACGGGAUUGCUUUUUGCACUUGAUUUAAAAAGGCUCCGAAAAUAAGCGCUGCAACCCAAAUAGUGUAAAUCAUCAAUGAAAACCCUCCUCCUCCUCUUCUCUCAUCACCCUUUUUAGUCCAGUUCUGUAUAUGCUGUAUGUGUGUGUCUAUCAACUCCCUCUCCAUCGCAUGGUGGGUUGACCUCAGCCUUGCCUAUUUUUUUUUUUUAUACCUCUGUGUUUGCUUCUUUGAGUGUUUAUUAAUUAAGGUUGUAAUUGAGCACCUUCUAUCUGUGUAUCCUGAUGUCUGCUGUUAUUUCUCCUGAGAUGCAGCCCGCCACAACGCUGCAGAAGAGAUCCAUCUUUAGUACCGAGUCGCCGUGUGGCCGCGAAAAAUCUAGCAAGGGUGAUAUAAUGUCACCUGUUUCCAAUGCAGAUCCAUUUGUUUCAAUAUUUUUUUAAUGGAAAAAAGUGUCAUUUUCUUGGAUACAAGAAUUUACCUGCUUAUUGGCUUAUAAAGAUGGAUGUUUUUUGCAGGCAACCCUGUGACAGAUCAAUCAGCCUCAUAUGAGGGGUGAGGCGAGGCUCCAUCUGAAUAGGCUAAAGGGUUCUCCUCUCCUCGUCAUCUUUUGCUGUCCUGUUCCACAAUCGUCUGAACAGAGAGGCAAACCAUCCCCAAAUCUUAGUGUUUCAAUCAUGCUGGAGAGGAAGCUGUCAAGUGUUCAGGUGUAAUUGUAAAUCCCCCUUUGCUAUGGUGGAUACAGAGAUGGAGAAGGGGUCAGCUGAUGGUUAUGGGCUGUUGCUGAGAUGGUGAAGUGAACACACCAAGUUUCUUGGAGAUUCUCCUGUUGGUCAGCUUCCUUGAUGAGUGAUGAGAAUACAGACACCAAAAUCAUCCAUGCGUCCCUGGCAGAUCAUUGGCUCUCACAUUUUACAACAUGUUAAUUGAUAGUUAGCACAAUUUUAGCCUACACUAAGUGGAGUGACAGUAGGCUUCAUGCUCAUAAUUUAGAAUACACUACUCACAAAAAGUUAGGGAUAU
Molecule: messenger RNA, 4289 nt
Organism: Myripristis murdjan (pinecone soldierfish)
Lineage: Eukaryota; Metazoa; Chordata; Actinopteri; Holocentriformes; Holocentridae
Gene: sox13
Product: SRY-box transcription factor 13
Exons: 14
Coding region: 324-2225 (633 amino acids)
Biological process (GO): regulation of transcription by RNA polymerase II; cell fate commitment
Cellular component (GO): nucleus
Molecular function (GO): RNA polymerase II cis-regulatory region sequence-specific DNA binding; DNA-binding transcription factor activity, RNA polymerase II-specific
Source: RefSeq, a predicted model, not a curated record